This is a messenger RNA of Daldinia childiae, 2688 nucleotides long. RefSeq names its product Rab GTPase-activating protein 1. Lineage: Eukaryota; Fungi; Ascomycota; Sordariomycetes; Xylariales; Hypoxylaceae. The transcript has 3 exons. Bases 1 to 2688 code for a protein of 895 amino acids. The record is from RefSeq and is a predicted model, not a curated record.
AUGGAAGUAGAGGAAGGCGACAUGGAAGAUGUUCAAGUACAUGAUUUGAAAUCACCUACUAGUCCUAAAUCUCUACCAAAGGACAUUCAAACUACAACAACUAUACAAGAAGAGAAGGAAAUUAUUGACGACGAUCUAAUGGAAGACUCGGAUACAGAAGAGGUCAAUUGGGACCAAUUACAAAAGACUGAAGAUGAAGAAGUCAAAGAUCAAGACGAUAAUUCUACAGCAUUGCUAUUGGCACGACUCGAACAAGAGAAUAAUAAAAUCGCUACAAAUCCAAAAAGUGUCAAAGUAAAGGUAGUCGAACAACCUCCAAUCCGCCGGCCGAGACCACCAUCCAUGGCACAAAUGCGGGACAUGGUGAACGCACCUCCAUCUACAGCUCUACGAUAUUCUGUUCUCCCUCCCCCGCCGAUGACUGAUCUCGAAUUCUAUAUGGCCCUCGUCAAAGACUAUCAGCAGACGGCUGCCCGACUUCCUACUUUACUAUCUAAGAAGAUUCGAAAAGGAGUACCACCUCCGCUUCGAGGGGUUGUGUGGCAGAGUAUGGCGAGCGCCCGCGAUAGUUAUCUCUUGGAGGAAUUCGAAAGGCUCAGCGGCGAGUCGAGUCCUUAUGAAGGCAUCAUCGGCAAGGACCUGGGUAGAAGCUUUCCUGGCGUGGAUAUGUUCCGAGACCCAGACGGCGACGGUCAACGAAUGCUUGGAAGAGUUCUCAAAUGUUUUAGUCUCUACGAUACGAAGAUUGGAUACUGUCAAGGACUUGCUUUCCUAGUAGGCCCUCUGCUGAUGCACAUGCCGGAUAGUCAAGCUUUCUGCGUCUUAGUCCGGCUGAUGGAAUAUUAUGACCUACGAUCGUGUUUCUUACCCGACUUGUCAGGUCUGCAUGUCCGUAUCUAUCAGUUCCGAGAACUACUCAAACAGCAUUUACCCACAUUAUCGAACCAUCUAGAGGAUCUCCAAGUUGAUCCAGCCUAUGUUUCACAGUGGUUCCUCUCAUUUUUUGCGGUAACAUGCCCCUUGCCAAUGCUGUUUCGGAUCUACGAUGUUAUAUUUGCCGAAGGUGCGUCGGAAACGAUCAUGCGGGUAGCCCUGUCACUUAUGCGAAAGAACAAGAGCCGCAUCUUGGCCUGUACUGAGAUGGAGGAUGUCAUGCAGCUCCUUUUAUCUCGUGGUUUGUGGGACUGUUAUCAUUACAAUGCCGAUGAAUUUGUCGAUGAUUUCGUUAGCUUAUCUGGGGUCGUAUCGAGAGAGAAAUUAGCACAACUAGAACAGGGGUAUCGCGAGGAAAAGAUCGCCAGUGCCAAUGCCGCGCGAACGGCCGAUGUUACCACAGCUGCCUCCCGCUUUUUGGGACGUUUAUGGGCUACGAGCAUCUCCUCCCCGAAAUCUGGAACUCUUUCUCCAGGUUUUGCCGCACCUUUGAGACCGUUAAGUAUGUUACGCCGAAGUGCAUCGAAACAGAGCCUGGCCUCGACAUUGAAUUCAAUGGAAGCCAGUUCUUCUAGCGUCCUUAGUUCGGCAUCCACCGACGCUACUACUAUUUCUCGCGAUUCUACUUCUAAUGCUGACGAUUCGUCAAUUCGCGAAUCAACACCAGUCGUUGCAAAGCAACAAUCUAGUCGCAACGCCGCCGACAGGAAUCUGCACACUCAGAUCGAAGAUCUCCUUACCGCCCUUAGCGAAUUGCAACGAAACCAUGCACUAUUAGCUACGCAGCUUCAACAAGAAAGGGAGGAAAGGGAUGAGGACAAGAAGGCUGUAAAGUCAUUGCUGGAUGGAUUGAAGAAAGACAAGGCCAACAACGAGACGACCGAGACUACAGAGAAUAAUAAAGAUGUCGAUGACAAAACAGAAGAUGAAGGCGACGGAGGAGAGGCACCUGCUCAGAAUCAGCUGUCUCUAUUGCUAGAAGCAGUUGAGGGUCGCUUUUGCAAUGAAGGACGCGAGCGCUCCGAGUCGUCAGUGCUAACAAAGACACAACUCCGUGACGAGCUAUCCAGAGCUAAAGAUAAUCUCAAAAUCGAGAUGUCCAAAUCUCUAGAAUUCAAUCGGCGCAUUGAAGAACUUGGACAGGAGGCGAACACGCUACGAGAGCAACUUCGAGAAAGUCACACUCAUGUUCGAAACCUCCACCAGGAUAAGCAACGUCUUGAGAAACAGGUCCAUACUAUGCGUGUGCGAGCUUCAUCUGAGACGGUCGGGCCCGAGUCUGGAGGGUGGUUUUCGUCGGGAAAUAACCUGACUGCUAACAGCGCCACCGGUGGCGGGGCUGGCCGUGGUCUCCGGGAGUUCAAGCUCGGACGUAGCAAGUCAACACCCAACACACAGUUGGCCUUUGGUCAGCGUUCCGGAUCAUUAUUAAGGACGCAAACAGAGCCUCUCGUAUCAAGCGAACAUGAUGCACUCAUUCUAGAGCUGGUACAAGCUAAAACUGCUGAAGCAGUGGCUCGUCAAGAAGCCGACGAGUACAAGCAGAAGCUCGAGAGCCUACGAAAGGCUUACGGGCUUGGUCCAGCCGAUUCUUCUACAACAACAGUGGCCUCGACUGCAAUGGGGAUGAUCGGGCGGUUCACGGCUACAGUGUCAGAAGCAGGCAAUGGUACUAAGAGUGCUCCUGCCACCACACCGACAUUGACAGCGACACCUGCCACUAAUAAUGGUAGUUUCUGGGGCUGGCGACGAUAA